Hypomesus transpacificus is the source of this 2118-nucleotide messenger RNA. It is a transcript of the gene eme2, whose product is annotated as probable crossover junction endonuclease EME2. Lineage: Eukaryota; Metazoa; Chordata; Actinopteri; Osmeriformes; Osmeridae. The transcript is spliced from 8 exons. Gene Ontology annotation, biological process: mitotic intra-S DNA damage checkpoint signaling; double-strand break repair; resolution of meiotic recombination intermediates. The record is from RefSeq and is a predicted model, not a curated record. The coding region runs from base 408 to 1754 and encodes 448 amino acids. Gene Ontology annotation, cellular component: nucleus; Holliday junction resolvase complex. Gene Ontology annotation, molecular function: DNA binding; nuclease activity.
CAUUUGCGUUUUACAUAAUUUGCAUUAAAAUUGAAAACGUUGCCUGAUUCUGCAACGCUCUAGAAUACCUUGGGAUUACAUUUUGUUGAUGUAUUCAAACGAGUGCAUGCAAGGGCAACAUUACCACAUUCUUUACCAGAGUAGAGCUAUUUAAUCCAAUUUGAGAACACCUAUAGCCUAUUAAGGGUGGUGCAGCUUCUGCGUCAAUGCCCGACAAGUUACCAAUUAAUGAUUUGUAAUUCCAAGAAUGGGGAGGGUUACCGAGUGGUAUUUGUCCCUCACUGUACACCGUCGGAUGGGAACAUGCAGGUAUUACGAAGUUCAGUCAGUGCUCAGUGCCAAUAUCUUGCAAGGCGUUUCAGGAGUGAAUUGAGUCUUGCCAUUUGCAUAUUUUGUUUUUGAGAGAAAUGGCACGUGUUUUGAAAAGAGCCAAAACAUGGGAGAUAUCAGAAUCUGAGAAUGAUAGCGACAUUGAAUCACAACCCAAGUGUUUAGUUGCAUAUUUUCAAGAUGACAGUAAUAUAACAGCAUCUAGCUAUACCGUCGUCAAACAGAAAGACAAUGAUCAUAAUGAAGACGGCCAGCAAUGUAGUUCAACAACCCAAGGUGAACAUAGACAAAAUGCUUUGGCGCCUCCUCUACCACCUGCACGGUCAAGCACCCCAAGUCCUGGAAGAAAACGUCGGAGCAGAGAGGAGAUGGAGGCUGAUAGAGAGAAGGCCGAGGAAAAGAAGAAGGCCAGAGAACAACUUCGGGUAGCCAAAACCAAAGAGAAAGAGCAGAAACGUUUGGAACAGCAAACGAGGAACGAUGCAGCGGAACGUCUGAAGAGCUACAGGCCAGAGAACUGUCUGAAGUGCCUGACUGUCUUCAUCGACCAAGCCUUUUUGCAGGAGGAGGGAUCAGACAUCUUGCUGGGGACCUUGUCUGCGUUUGAGUGGAGGUUCAGCAUUGUGUCUCAGAAGCUCCCACAAAGCAUCACUUGGACCAGAGAUCUUCCCCAGUGUGAUGAAGCUGAUGGACCUGUGGAGGAGGAACAGACACUGCUGGUGUCGAGUCUCAGUGACUUCAUGGACAUGGUGGUCUGUGUAAAACAGACUCUUCAGAGUGAUGGGGAGGAGUUGGAAAUGAAAUCUCUUCUCCGGCCUCUGCUUGAGUGUCUGAACUGUAACGCCAAGAUGGUGGUCACUGUCUUGGUCCUGGGGUCCUCUCCAGGUAGCUGGGGACAUGCAAUAAGACAAACGCUACUAUCUCGGUUGGGGACGAAGGAUCUGAUUCUGGAUAUUGAAGAGGUGCUGGUGUACUUGCAGCUCUACAGGAACGUCUCUGUGGCGUUCUUAGACGGUUGGCAGGAAGUGACACACCAUGUGUGCUCAGUCACCAAGGCCUUGUCCAAACGACCUUUCAAACGUCUGACUGAGCGCGUCGAGCUGCCGUUCUGUGUGGACGGCUCAUGGGCCAGCGGAGCGCGUGUGGAAAGAGACGGCUCCGGGCUGGACCAGGUGUGGAGCAGACAGGUUCAGCAGCUGAACCGGGUCAGCCCAGCGUUGGCCUCUGCUGUGGUCGAAGCGUACCCUUCACCCUGGCUGCUGCUGCAGGCCUACGAAGGUGUGGCGACUGAGGAGGAAAGGAGGGGGCUGCUGGCCGGGAUCCUGGUGAAAAGCGGGGGGAAAGAGAGACGAAUCGGGCCAGAGAUCUCAACGAGGGUCUACCGUUCCCUCACUGCACAGAACCCUCAGCUGGUCCUGGACUGAAACAGACAUGGAGCCGUUUGAACAGACUCGUUUGGGCUAAUACACGCCCACUUGGGUCUGGUUUGGAUCAUAUGGGACUGAUAUAGAGCAGACCAGAUGGACUAGGACUAAUCUGAACUGAGAUUACCUCUCUGACUCAGGCAUCUCUAGAUGAACUAAGUCCUCAAAUGCACUUCAGUGCUUAGUUAGAUGUUCAUUUGUACAGGCAGUUUGCACACACACUGAAUGAAUUUUAUGUUUGUCAUGUUUGUUAACAUAUAGUUUGCCUGUUCUUCUGUCUACAAUGUUCAAUGAAAACACGUUAACCUUCACUAUAAGUACAUAUAGCAAGAUACAUUAUUUUAUUUUUUUUAUUUUAGAAUUG